AUCAGACUUCUGCAAAUCCAGCCUGGUAGUGGACAUCUCGAUCCCAUUAGCGUCAAGCUAGCGGUGUAUGGUCUCCACGAUGCCCCAACGUACGAGGCUUUGUCGUACUCUUGGCAAGACGAUGCGCAGGAUGCCAUUACUGUGAACGGUGUUGCCCGAUUUGUUCUGUCUAAACAUUUAUGGCACGCAUUGAGGCGCUUACGCUCCCGCAACAGCGAGCGCUUCAUCUGGAUAGACGCAAUUUGCAUCAACCAGAAGGACGAACAAGAGAAGAGUCAUCAGAUUCCACUCAUGGGAGCAAUCUACCAACAAGCACGCCGUACCAUUAUCUGGAUCUCCGAG
Molecule: messenger RNA, 342 nt
Organism: Baudoinia panamericana UAMH 10762
Lineage: Eukaryota; Fungi; Ascomycota; Dothideomycetes; Mycosphaerellales; Teratosphaeriaceae
Exons: 1
Source: RefSeq, a predicted model, not a curated record